AUGCCACCAAAACGCAAAGGUGCUAAUUUGAGCCGUAAUACAAGUAGAUCCAGAAGCAUGCGAAAUACAAGAGCCCAAAGAACUGAAGAACAAAUCCAGCAACAAAAUACUGAUGCACGUGUGAGCAUGGCGCAAUUACGUCAAGAACAAUCAGAAGAUACACGAGCUGAACGUAAUGAAGUAAUAAGAUUAGAACAACGACAAUCACGCCGUUUCACAGUCAAUAGACGCAGAAUCAAUUACCAACAACGCCAACAGAACAAGGAAUGCCCGCAUUGUCAUGCUCUCAAAUUCAAAAAUGAGCCAGCCGGGAUGUGUUGUGCGUCAGGAAAGGUGCAAGUGUGCAACUACCUGAAAUUGAAACGCCACCUGAACCAUUCAACGGUUUACUUAUCGGCACGGAUACAGAUUCUACGUGUUCCUGAAGUCAAUUCGAACGCUCUACCAAAUUGGUCGGUACAUCAGCUCCAAUGAAGCUGCUUGGCGUAUCUUUGGUUUUCCUAUUCAUGAACGGGAUCCAGCAGUUGUUCAGUUAGCUGUCCAUCUUGAAAACGGUCAGCGUGUAUUUUUCACGAAUCAGACAGCAAUUGAUCGUGCUAUAAGUCCACCAUUAACGGACAAUUAUACGUGGCAUGUUCUCGAGUGGGUAAACCAUCCAGUUUGUUUGAGUUAGCUAAAGAUGGGCUAACAAAAAAUAUUGUUCACGCUACAGCAUUAAGAAAUUGAUAUUGUUUGUUAGUGUUACUGUCGUAAUUAACUUUUAAUGAUAUAUAUUAUUUUGAGGAAUAAAUUAUAAUAAAUUUAAAAAAUUAA
Messenger RNA from Aphis gossypii (cotton aphid), 813 nucleotides. RefSeq lists its product as uncharacterized. The record is from RefSeq and is a predicted model, not a curated record. Bases 1 to 474 code for a protein of 157 amino acids. Lineage: Eukaryota; Metazoa; Arthropoda; Insecta; Hemiptera; Aphididae. The transcript has 2 exons.